Prunus persica (peach) is the source of this 690-nucleotide messenger RNA. RefSeq names its product BURP domain protein RD22-like. The record is from RefSeq and is a predicted model, not a curated record. The transcript has 2 exons. NCBI's taxonomy places the organism in Eukaryota, Viridiplantae, Streptophyta, Magnoliopsida, Rosales, Rosaceae. Bases 1 to 690 code for a protein of 229 amino acids.
AUGAGCUUCCAAUUCCCUAGAAAUUCAAACACGGCUACUUUCCUGCCACCAGAAAGAGCUCAAUCGAUCCCCUUCUCCUCUAACAAACUACCAGAAAUUUUCAACCAUUUUUCAGUGAAGCCAACAUCUGUGGAAGCCAAAACAAUUAAGCAAACAAUCGAAGAGUGUGAGGCUCCAGGCAUUAAGGGAGAGGAAAUAUAUUGCGCCACAUCUUUAGAAUCAAUGGUUGAUUUUAGCACUUCGAAUUUUCGAACAAGAAACGUUCAAGCAAUCUCGACAGAGGUAUUGGAAAAAGGUGCCACCAUGUCCAUGCACAAGCAUACAACAAUGCCGGGACUGAAGAAGUUGGCAGGUGACAAAGUCGUUGUGUGUCAUAAGCAGAACUAUCCCUAUGCUGUGUUUUACUGCCAUGUAAUAAAACCAACAGCAGCUUAUGUUCUCUCCCUGAAAGGCGAUGAUGGGGUGAAGAUUAAAGCAGUAGCCAUCUGCCAUCUAGACACAUCAGAAUGGAACCCAAAGCAUUUGGCCUUCCAAAUCCUCAAAGUUAAGCCCGGAACAAUUCCCAUCUGCCAUUUCCUUCCCACUGAUCAUAGUGUCUGGUUAGAGAAGCCUUCAUUUAUAUCAAAGUCCUCAACUUGUAAAGAUAUCAAUGGUCCUAGUGCUGCCACGUGUAAGAAGAUUGAAGAAUAA